CUAACAUAACCUAACUUAAAAGCGGCAAUCCAACGUUUUUUUAAUAUAUUUCUUAUAUAUUUUCUUUUACAUAGAAGUAAAUAUACUUAGUGAUAAUAAGAAAAAUGCAGAACAGUAGCGAAUGUCAAUUACAAAUUAGAUUAAUAACUAAACAAGAUUCAUAUGCUGUACCAGAUGUACCAUUAUCCGUGCCACAGACUAUUGAUACCAAAUCUUUAAAUGAUUUGGUCAACCAACUGCUGAAAGAAAAUAAUUCGGACUUUUUAAAACCGAGAGAAUUUGAUUUUUUGGUUUUUGGUGAAUUGUUACGCGUUCCUAUUAUAGAACACUUACAGGAACGAAAUGUAUCUACUGAAGUAACAGUUGAUGUAGAAUAUAUAGAAAGAACACCUUCACCAGAACCAGAAGAUUCACUUUUACACGAUGAUUGGGUGGCGGGGAUUCACACAACAGACAAAUGGAUUUUGACAGGUUGUUAUGAUUAUUCAGUUAAUAUUUGGACAUUACAUGGAAAACCCGUGGUGUCUCUAAAAGAACAUAAAAAUGUGGUAAAAGCCGUUUCAUGGCUUGACGAAAAAGAUCCUUCUAAAGGUUUUAUAAGUGUUUCGCAUGAUUUGACAGGAAUAUUGUGGUCUUGGGAACCAGGAUCUGACAACGUAUUACCCAAGGCUAUAUUACGUGGUCACGAGAGGGGUAUCGACAGUGUGGGGGUCAGUCCGAAUUCAUCAAGAUUGGCUACAGGUGGAUGGGAUACGAAUUUAAAAUUAUGGUCUACCUCCUUAAAAGAUGACCGAGAUGAACCAGCCCAUAAGAAAGUAAGGGGCAAUACCGACCUUGUGACCAAAACACCUCUAAAUACGUUGAAGGGUCACAAAGAAACAAUUUCUUCCAUUAACUGGGUGGACAACUAUGAAGUCUGUACAGCUUCCAUGGACCAUACAAUUAAGUUUUGGGAUGUAGAGCUCUGUGGUAUCAAGAAUGAAAUAGUGGGACAGAAGGCCUUUCUGAGUUCUUCAUGGUCACCACUAUCCAACACGUUACUGGCCAGUUCGGCGGAUAGACACAUCCGUCUUUACGACCCAAGGUCUUCCGAGGGUUCCAUCUGUAAAACAACGUUUACGUCGCACACGUUGUGGGUCAGUUCCGUCACCUGGUCCAAAUAUGAUCAACACUUAUUUCUGUCAGGCGGUUACGAUUCUACAGUGAAAUUGUGGGAUACGAGGAGCCCCAAAGCGCCACUGUACAAUUUACAGGGGCAUCAGGGACAAGUGUUGUCGGUUGACUGGUCGAAUAAGAAAUAUUUGGUGUCCGGUGGUAGUGAUAAUAGUGUACACAUUUUUCGGAAUAAGGAUGUAAAGGAUUAAAGCAAUAAAUGGAAACUGUAUAA
Molecule: messenger RNA, 1387 nt
Organism: Anoplophora glabripennis (Asian longhorned beetle)
Lineage: Eukaryota; Metazoa; Arthropoda; Insecta; Coleoptera; Cerambycidae
Product: ribosome biogenesis protein WDR12 homolog
Exons: 5
Coding region: 105-1364 (419 amino acids)
Biological process (GO): ribosome biogenesis
Cellular component (GO): preribosome, large subunit precursor
Molecular function (GO): protein binding
Source: RefSeq, a predicted model, not a curated record